Messenger RNA from Nylanderia fulva, 2419 nucleotides. It is a transcript of the gene nop5, whose product is annotated as nop5 ribonucleoprotein. Gene Ontology annotation, cellular component: box C/D methylation guide snoRNP complex; small-subunit processome. The record is from RefSeq and is a predicted model, not a curated record. Gene Ontology annotation, molecular function: snoRNA binding. Lineage: Eukaryota; Metazoa; Arthropoda; Insecta; Hymenoptera; Formicidae.
GAUGAAACCAAAGGAGAGAACUAUAAAUUCCAAGAUUUUAUAUCUCGUGUUCCCUCUCGCCGGAAAAGAAGCCGAUCGAAAGGGGAGUUGAAAUUGCUUCGUUGAACUUAUUGCGAUUAUUAAAUGAAGAUAACGAGUAGCAAAUAACAAAUACAACAAACAGCGAUCAUGUUGGUGCUGUUCGAGACUGCGGCUGGAUACGCGAUCUUCAAGCUGCUAGAUGAAAACAGACUCGCUCAGUCGGAAGACCUUUACAAGGACUUUGAAACUCCCGAAGCUGCCAGUAGAGUAGUUCAAUUGAGAUACUUUCACCAGUUUGAGGACACCACUGAAGCACUAGCUGCUACAACAGCUCUUGUAGAAAGUAAAUUAUCCAAGUCUUUGAAACGAACGCUAAGGAAUGGCUGCACUGAGAUACAUGAACAGUUAGCAGUUGCGGAUGCAAAACUGGGCUGCGCUAUUAGGGACAAACUGCAAUUGUCCUGUGUCAGUAAUACAGCGGUACAAGAGUUGAUGAGAUGUAUCAGGAGUCAGGUGAACAAUCUUGUGACCGGAGUGAGCCAGAGGGAAAUGUCUGCCAUGCAGUUGGGUUUAGCACACAGUCUUUCCAGAUAUAAACUCAAGUUCUCGCCUGACAAAAUCGAUACCAUGGUAAUACAAGGAGUAUGCUUGUUAGAUGAUCUGGAUAAGGAGGUCAACAACUACAUAAUGCGAGCACGGGAAUGGUACGGCUGGCACUUUCCCGAGCUGGGCAGAAUCGUGAAUGACAACAUUCAGUACAUCAAAACGAUGCGGAUAAUCGGCCAACGAGAGACAGCCCGCUCGUGCGAUCUGUCGGAUAUUCUGACGGAGGAGAUUGAAGAGCAAGUGAAGGAGGCCGCGGAAACCUCAAUGGGCUCGGAGAUUUCGGAAUUUGAUGCCGAGCACAUGCAAUACUUGUGCAAGGAGAUAAUCGAGCUCCACCGGUAUCGAGCCAAUUUGAACAACUACUUGAGUGCUAGGAUGAUUGCGCUGGCUCCAAAUCUGUCCAUUCUCGUCGGCGAUCUAGUCGGCGCGCGUCUAAUAUCGAAGGCCGGCUCUUUGACGAAUCUCGCCAAACAUCCGGCGUCCACUUUGCAGAUCCUCGGCGCAGAAAAAGCGCUAUUUCGCGCACUAAAGUCGAGAAAGAAGACACCCAAAUACGGUUUGAUUUAUCAUUCACAACUCGUCGGACUAUCGUCAAAUAAGAACAAGGGUAAAAUAUCUAGGAUGUUGGCGGCGAAAGCUUCUCUAGCGACCAGAGUCGAUGCAUUAGGAAACAGUACAAGCUACGAUCUCGGCGAACAACAUAGAGCAAAGCUCGAGGCGCGACUAAAGCAACUCGAGGAAGGUAAUAUACGCCGGAUCAGUGGAACGGCUAAAGCAAAGGCAAAAUUCGAAAAGUAUCAUAGUAAGAACGAAUACAAGCAGUACUCAGUAUCCGUCGACUCAACUCUACCGAAUAAGAAACCAUUGAUUGAAGAGAUUGAUAUUGAGGAGAGCAAAGAAACGCAAAAGAAAAAGAGGCCAUUGAUUGAGGUGAUUGAGUCUAAGGAGAGCGAAGAAGUUCCCAAGAAGAAGAAGAAAAAGAAGCAUAGCCUAGAACCUGUGCAAGAAGGAGAAGCAUCUGGCGUGCAACAAGAGGUACAAAUAACAGAGACGGAUAGUACACAGAAAAAGAAGAAGAAACGUAGCGCAAAGUUGCAAUCGGAAGAAGUAGGAGAAGCUUCUGGUGUGCAAGAAGUACAAGCAAAAACGAAAGCAGAAGAAAUGGAGACGGAAAGUACAUCGAAAAAGAAGAAAAAACGUAGCAUGCAGAUUGAAUCGAAAGACAAAGGAGCAGAAGCUUCUGGCGCGCAAGAGGAGAUACAAGUAAAAACGAAAGCACAAGUAGAAACAGAGGUACAAGUAAAAACGGAAAGUACAUCGAAAAAGAAGAAAAAACGUAGCAUGCAGAUUGAAUCGGAAGACAAAGGAGCAGGAGCAUCUGGCGCGCAAGAGGAGAUACAAGUAACAACGGAAAUGGUUACUCCAUCGAAGAAAAAGAAAAGACAUACCGUAGAAGUUGAAUUGGAAAAUAAAGAAGAGUUGCAGGCUUCAACGAAAAAGAAAAAGAAACAUAGCACAGGUCAUAAAACGGAAGAUACAGGUGAAUCUUCCGGUGUGCAAGAAGCACAAACUGAAGCGGAUUUAAAUGUAUCAAAGAAAAAAAAGAAGAAAAAGACGCAAGAUCAUUAAAAUAAUUUCCUCUAUAAUUGUUUUGUAAAGUAAUGAAUAAAGAAAUAAAAUAAAAAUAUAUAUCGAUAUCCUCUACUUUUCCCGCUUCCUACAUUGAAGAAUUAAUUUCUAGAAAAUAUUGUAUAAUGUUCAUAAAUAUGUUGAUGCAUAUAACAUUUCUCUA